UUUCGACAUGAAAAACAACAAUCGACAAGAUAUUGGCUCAUCUGAGAUGGCCCUAUUCCCGUGCUUUGGGGAUGAGGACAAGCCGGUUGAAAGUAUUMCAGCGCCUUCAAAGUCUUUCAGGUUUCCUCGGCUCCAUCGAAAACGUGGAGAAUACUCACCGCAUCUUGAACGAGAAAAAGUGUUUGGUCGGAAUUGUAGGACAAUUGAUGGAUGGUAUUUCAGAAAACAAAGUUAYCGUGCUCCAAAGCCUAAUCUAAAGGUUAGAACUGUUCAACACGUUAUCAGACUCACGAAAGAGAAUCUCGAGCAACUGAAUGCCCAAUUUUCAAACAUACAGCACCCACCGUCUAUAAUUCUCGAGGAAUUUAACGAAUUAACAUCGAAACUAUCCGAGCUCGAAACUCGAGAAAAAGAACUAUUAGAACUUCGAAAUGGAGGAUCUGCGUCAACUAGUUCGAGUGCUACCCCUUCCUCAUCGUCCGGUCCAACUUCGCCAACUCUYAGUUCUCGGAAUGUUUACGCUACGGAUCCYACRUCUCCGCCGUUACGUGCUCAUGUCAGAGCGUUUUUACCAAAUCACCAACGAACAAUGAUAAAAUGUAAAACUGGUAUAACACUAAGGGAGGCCUUGGACAAACGGAUACGAACAAGAGGAAUAUCACCUGAAACAUGUUUAGUGUUUCACUGCGAGACAAGAGAUAUCAUUCCAUGGGAUACAGAUCUCUUUACAUUAGAGGGGGAGGAGAUCUCAGUAGAAAUGAUCGAUGAUCUCCCAAGGACGAGCAGUUUAUCUCACACUUUUAUGCGAAAGACAUUCUUUACUUUAGCAUUCUGUGACAAGUGUCGGCGGUUAUUGUUCAUGGGAUUUAGACAUGUGGGUAUAAAUUCCACCAACGAUGUGCAGCAGAUAUUCCUAUUUACUGUGAGCAGGCUUUUGAUGACAAUUUCUAUUUAAGGUUUACUGAGCAGACCGACUGCUUCUUUGAUAAGAUAAUGGAAAUAUGGAAGGAAUUCAAAUUGCUACUUUCAGCACGUACAAAUGAGUUUGCUGACUCGGACGACUCCUCAAACGACCAUAAACCAAUGGGAAGAGAGAGGUCUAUAUCAGCACCGAAUGUGUGCUUAAACUCAGUUGGAGAAGAGCUGUUUAAUGAGAAUGCUUUCCUUCAUGCSCAGUCAAGACAGCAAGUUGCUACGAUAUCUGCCACAGAAGGAAGUCGGUUAUUGAAGAAACGACAUGCAAGUGAGCGGACACACCCUCAUGUCUCAGAUCUCUUUGACACGAACAUUGCCAAUGAUAUGAGGGURCAUAAAUUACAUCCCAAUAUGGGGCUUGCUAAUGGCAGUGCSUUUGGUGAUCAUCCACCAAGCCUGCAAAAAACUGCAGCAAAACCAAGAGUUCGAGCAAAAUCAUCACCAGAUCCUGAAAGAGGUCGACAGAGACAAAGAGCAAAUUCAACAGAUGACUGGGAAAUCCCUGAGGGUGAGGUACAGAUGGGACCUAGAAUAGGGUCUGGCUCAUAUGGAACUGUAUAUAAAGGCAAUUGGCAUGGUGCUGUUGCUGUCAAAACGUUGAAUGUAUCAGAUCCUACCCCUCAGCAGCUACAAGCUUUUAAAAAUGAAGUAGCUGUUUUACGGAAAACUCGCCAUGUAAAUGUAUUACUCUUCAUGGGAUGUAUGUCAAAACCCAAACUAGCCAUCGUUACACAGUGGUGUGAGGGCUCUAGUCUUUAUCGUCAUCUCCAUGUGUCAGAAACAAAAUUUGAAGUUUUGAGCCUGAUUGACAUUGCGCGACAGACUGCUCAAGGCAUGGAUUAUCUUCAUGCCAAAAAUAUAAUUCAUCGAGAUCUUAAGUCAAACAAUAUCUUUUUACAAGAAGAUUUGACAGUAAAAAUAGGGGACUUUGGGUUGGCGACCAUYAAAACAAGAUGGAGUGGUAGUGAAUAUGCUGAGCAACCAUCAGGGUCUAUAUUAUGGAUGGCACCUGAGGUGAUUCGUAUGACGGACCCCAAUCCUUACUCAUUUUAUUCUGAUGUUUAUGCUUUUGGGAUUGUGUUGUAUGAAUUGAUAUCAAGCUCGUUACCUUAUGCAAAUAUUGGCAAUAAAGAUCAGAUUCUGUACAUGGCAGGGAGAGGAUAUUUAAAGCCAGAUAUGAGAAAAAUUAGAAAUGACAUUCCAAAAGCACUAAAAUCGCACAUGCUGGAGUGUAUCAAAUUUAAUCGUGAGGAAAGACCACUUUUUACACAAAUACUUGUAACCUUAGAAACAAUACACCGUGCUUUACCUAAAAUACUUCGCAGCACAUCAGAACCAUGGAAUCUAGGAGCUAACYUAACAGCUGAUGAUGUGUUCUUUGGUCCAUCAGUACCAGAGACGCCAAUUAGUCCUUUUGGCAAUGAYUUUGCCUUCUUUACUAGUGUCAAUGCAGGGUAUUGAUCACAUGUCGACAUGAUUCUUUAUGUAGAAUGAUAUUACAUAAAAUGCAUUCAUACCAUCCAAUUUAAUAAUAAUUAUAAUGAGUCAUCCAGUGUACAGGCUGCCCAGCUAUUAAUUCUCAAUUGAUGGUUGGGCUGCCUGUGUUAAACAAUCAAAUUCCAGCACUCCUGUACUGUUUGCAUGGCUCUGUUCACUUCCAAGAUUAGAGAAUGCGCAAACAUUUAUUUAAAGUUACAUACCAGCCAUUUCUCUUGAACAAGCAAAAAUGUAUGUACCUUCCCUCCCCUAAUUCGUUAUCUAAUGGUCUGUCGGCUAGCAGGUCAUUUAUAAGAMACAGACUUAUUCUCCUUGAAGUGAGCAACCCCAUGAAAAUGGGCUUAAAAUAGACUAAAAGACUAAAAAACGACUGAAGACUCAACUUGCUUGUACCAUUUUAGGCAGCAGGUCUUUUGCCUGCCCAAGUUGUCUAUACAACAUGGUUGUAACUGUCAUAGAGGUUAAAAAUAAUUGUUUAAAAGCUWUUAGGGCAGAUGUCAAAAAUAGCCAAUGUUGUUAUAUGAUGAGUUAGGCAUGUUGUAUGCAGUCGUUGCAGGAAAAAGGUUAAUAAUYAUUGCUCUUUCAAGCUACAGAUUUUUCUUCUGAAUAAUAUUUGUCCAAGUCUCACUUUAAGAUUUUAAAUGACUCCACAGCUGUGUCCCAUUUAUUUAUAUCAAGUAUUAAGCUGUGUUAAAAUGUGUGUAUUUGUACAAAUCAAAGUGCAAGGCACUGAAAUUGUGAUAUACUAAAUGUUUGAUAUUCAAUGAGCUUUGCUCAAGAUCCCUACAGGGGUAGUUAUAAGACGUAAAUUAGUCUACUCAUAAACUAAUGAUUUUAUCACUCCUUACUGUUAUUUGGAAAAAGAACUGCCAGCAACUAAAAUGUGUCUGGAAUGUUAAGAAUAUUUUUGUGACCUCAAUUCUUUGGUGAAAAUAAGACAAGAACCAAAACGUUGUUAUGGUUACAGGCCAAGUUCAUUGGUCUCUACACAGCUUUAUGAGAUGGUCUACAUUGCAACAAACAUUCCAUACAUAUUUAAGGUGCUCAGGUUUCUUUUCAAACAAAUGUUAAGUCUGGAAUACAAAAGUUACACUAAAAGUGUGCAACAAAAGUACCAUUUAUUACUUAUAACUGUAAUGAACAUCAGUGGCAGACGCCUGAAAUUCGGUCAGUAAGUUCUUUCAUGUUUUUUUUUUAUGGUGUUGAAAUUGAUCGUAUUGCUCAAAAACUGUUUCUUUUGAAAACCGGACACAAUUCAUACUAUAGCUUAUAGUCUACCAGUAGUUUCCAUCAUUUUGACUUAGCACUGUUCACUUGUAAAUGGUGCAAAGUGUUGCACACUAUUUAGUGUUUGUACUCUAUCAAAUAGUUCCCAAUUAAAUAUAAUUAUAAUAUUAAUAAUAUUGUACAUGCAUAAUGAAUUUAAUCACAAAUAAUGAAUGCAAUUUUAAUAGUUUUUACUCUAUUUCUCGUAUUAAUAUGUAUUUACUGACAAUGUAUAGUUUGGUGGCAAUCUGAAAUCUUAAAAUAUAAAGUAAAGUACCUCCAUUAAGAUGUUAUUAGAUAUUACUUAAUUUUCACAAUUUUAUUAGAAAUGCCUUGUAGAUUGAAAUGAAACCAAAGCAGUGCACAAUAGAAUGCUAAAUUAAUCUUAUUUUUGCUUAUUAUCAAAGGCUUUUUUGUAGCAAUUGGUAAUGUUUGCUUGAUAGAUUUAGAUUGUUUACUCAAGAGUGCAUUAUUUUAUGAUAUGGGGAACAUUUUGGCUCUUUUCCACAAUUUUUAUGAGUAAACUUGUUUCAUGGAUUUACUUUAGUGAAUGCGCUCUCCACUACUAGGUCAAACUUUUAGGGUAAGGUCAUGUCAACAAUGAUGCAAUCUUCUUGCUUUGCAUAAAUUCUGAUUUUUUUAUACAGUCAAAUUUUAAUCCAGCRUGAAAAACUUGAUGAACACAAUAGGCCAGUUUCUUGGAAAUUAGGAAAUUUUUCCAAGUUUGAGAACAAACCAUUGACAAUUUGAAAAUAUAAAACUUCUCAAAUUCACCAACCUUUACAAUAUAUAAAUGUAUGGUGAGGUYCAAGCCACAAUCUGGACAUUUCUUUGUAAAUUUCUAUUGGUGUUUUUGAAGUAUUUUCUUCUACAGACUAGUAGACUACUGAGAAUUUCUAAUACUUAUCAAUAAUCCCAUURUAACAAAAAAUGAAUUCAUUAUUUUUAUUGCUCGAACAUUGCUCAAACAGAACAAUUUUCAUCUAAACAAAAAGGUUGCAUUUAUUUGGACAUGGCCUUCAUAUCCCUUCUUCUGCAUACCAUAUUUUUUUUUCUCUUAAAUUGCGUUUCAGUAUUUAAUGAUAAUUUAAUAUUUAGCUUGAACCAUGAGUUUGUAAAUAGGGGAGGAYCUGCUACUGCUGCAUAUUAUAAGCAAAUCACUGCAUAAUGAAAUAUUGUUUUAUAAAAUACUGUUGUGAAUAUAGACUGGGAUUGGGUGUGUACUGCCGUCAUGGUGCAGUAAUUGCUCAGGGUGGGUGUAUAAAUUAURAAUUAUGUGCUGUUCGAUAACUAAAUGGCAACAAUGACAAUUUUCAUAUCAGUUUGUGGUUUGAGCAGUAUUUGUUUUUUUCAUUUCUGUCAUUCUUUGUGUCAGCAUUCUCUUCUACAUAUAACUGCAUCUAAAGUAUUACACAGUACUUGUGAAUCUUA
Exaiptasia diaphana is the source of this 5169-nucleotide messenger RNA. RefSeq names its product serine/threonine-protein kinase A-Raf. The record is from RefSeq and is a predicted model, not a curated record. Gene Ontology annotation, molecular function: protein kinase activity; ATP binding. Lineage: Eukaryota; Metazoa; Cnidaria; Anthozoa; Actiniaria; Aiptasiidae. Gene Ontology annotation, biological process: signal transduction; protein phosphorylation.